Molecule: messenger RNA, 2775 nt
Organism: Callorhinus ursinus (northern fur seal)
Lineage: Eukaryota; Metazoa; Chordata; Mammalia; Carnivora; Otariidae
Gene: COL9A1
Product: collagen type IX alpha 1 chain
Source: RefSeq, a predicted model, not a curated record
GUUGGGAAAAUGAAGAACUUCUGGAAAAUUCCAGUUUUCUUCUUUGUAUGCAGUUUCCUGGGAUCUUGGGCAUCUGCUGCUGUCAAGCGUCGCCCAAGGUUCCCUGUUAAUUCAAAUUCUAAUGGUGGAAAUGAACUCUGUCCAAAGGUCAGGAUUGGUCAAGAUGAUUUACCAGGCUUUGACUUGAUUUCUCAGUUCCAGGUAGAUAAAGCAGCAUCUAGAAGAGCUAUUCAGAGGGUAGUAGGAUCAACUGCAUUACAAGUGGCUUACAAAUUGGGAAAUAAGGUAGACUUCAGGAUUCCAACAAGGCAUUUAUAUCCCAAUGGUCUGCCUGAAGAAUACUCCUUUUUAACUACUUUUCGGAUGACUGGAAGCACACUUGAAAAGAACUGGACCAUUUGGCAGAUUCAGGAUUCCUCAGGGAAGGAGCAAGUUGGCGUGAAGAUUAAUGGCCAAACAAAAUCUGUUGCAUUUUCAUACAAGGGACUGGAUGGAAGUCUCCAAACUGCAACCUUUUCAAAUUUGCCUUCCUUGUUUGAUUCCCAGUGGCAUAAGAUCAUGAUCGGUGUGGAAAGGAGUAGUGCUACUCUUUUUGUUGAUUGCAACAGGAUUCAAUCCUUACCUAUAAAGCCAAGAGGCAAAAUUGAUGUUGAUGGCUUUGCUGUGCUGGGAAAACUUGCAGAUAAUCCUCAAGUUUCUGUUCCGUUUGAACUUCAGUGGAUGCUGAUCCAUUGUGACCCACUACGCCCCAGUAGAGAAACUUGCCAUGAGCUGCCAGUCCGAAUAACUCCCGGCGAGACCACCGACCAGAGAGGUCCCCCGGGCGAGCAGGGUCCCCCCGGGCCCCCGGGUCCCCCUGGAGUUCCAGGCAUCGAUGGCAUCGACGGUGACCGAGGUCCAAAGGGUCCCCCAGGCCCCCCGGGUCCCGCUGGAGAACCGGGCAAGCCAGGAGCUCCCGGCAAGCCGGGCACGCCAGGCGCCGACGGAUUAACAGGACCUGAUGGAUCCCCUGGUUCUGUUGGACCAAGAGGGCACAAAGGAGAACCUGGUGUUCCUGGAUCUCGUGGAUUUCCAGGCCGCGGUAUUCCUGGGCCCCCUGGUCCUCCUGGGGCAGCAGGACUCCCUGGAGAGCUUGGCCGUGUUGGACCAGUUGGUGACCCUGGGAGAAGAGGACCACCUGGCCCCCCUGGCCCCCCAGGACCCAGUGGAACAAUUGGCUUUCAUGAAGGAGAUCCAUUGUGUCCCAAUUCCUGUCCACCAGGUCGCUCAGGAUAUCCAGGCUUACCAGGCAUGAGGGGUCAUAAAGGGGCUAAAGGAGAAACUGGUGAACCUGGAAGACAAGGUCACAAGGGUGAAGAAGGUGACCAGGGGGAACAAGGAGAAGUUGGAGCUCAAGGACCUCCAGGAGCUCAAGGAUUACGAGGCAUCACAGGCAUAAUUGGGGCCAAAGGGGAAAAAGGUGCUCGGGGCUUAGAUGGAGAACCUGGACCUCAAGGUCUUCCUGGUGCACCUGGUGAUCAAGGACAGCGAGGACCUCCAGGAGAAAUAGGUCCCAAGGGAGAUAGAGGCCCUCAAGGUUCUAGAGGAAUUCCUGGCGUCCCUGGGACCAAAGGAGACACGGGCUUGCCAGGUGUGGAUGGCCGUGACGGAAUACCUGGAAUGCCCGGGACAAAGGGUGAACCGGGGAAGCCUGGGCCUCCUGGUGAUGCAGGAUUGCAGGGCUUACCUGGUGUGCCUGGGAUUCCCGGUGCGAAGGGCGUUGCUGGUGAAAAGGGUAACACAGGUGCUCCAGGGAAGCCUGGUCAGCUGGGGAAUUCAGGCAAACCGGGCCAACAGGGGCUGCCCGGCGAUGUGGGACCCCGAGGACCCCGGGGGCUUCCUGGCAGUAGAGGAGAGAGAGGACCAGUGGGACCCCCAGGACUACCAGGUAAACUGGGUUCUCCUGGCAGUCCUGGCCUCCCUGGCUUGCCUGGCCCCCCUGGCCUUCCUGGAAUGAAAGGUGACAGGGGAGUAGUCGGUGAGCCUGGUCCAAAGGGUGGACAGGGUUUGUCUGGUGAAGAAGGUGAAGCAGGAGAAAGGGGUGAACUUGGAGAGAUAGGAUUACCUGGACCAAAGGGAUCUGUGGGUAACCCUGGGGAGCCCGGCUUGAGGGGGCCCGAAGGAAGUCGGGGGCUUCCUGGCGUGGAAGGCCCAAGAGGACCCCCUGGACCACAAGGCGUGCAGGGAGAGCAGGGUGCCACCGGCCUGCCUGGCAUCCAGGGCCCUCCAGGUAGAGCACCAACAGAUCAGCACAUUAAGCAGGUUUGCAUGAGAGUCAUGCAAGAGCAUCUUGCUGAGAUGGCUGCUAGUCUCAAGCGACCAGACUCAGGGGCGUCUGGCCUCCCUGGGAGGCCUGGACCCCCCGGUCCCCCGGGACCACCUGGAGAGAAUGGGUUCCCAGGCCAGAUGGGACUUCGUGGCCUCCCAGGCAUUAAAGGCCCCCCUGGUGCUCUCGGUUUGAGGGGGCCUAAAGGUGACUUGGGAGAAAGGGGGGAACGUGGCCCUCCAGGAAGAGGUCCUAAGGGAUUGCCUGGAGCUACAGGUCUCCCAGGUGAACCAGGUCCUGCCAGCUACGGGAGGAAUGGCCGGGAUGGCGAGCGAGGCCCCCCAGGGGUGGCAGGAAUUCCCGGGGUACCUGGCCCCCCGGGCCCUCCUGGCCCUCCUGGGUUUUGCGAGCCAGCCUCCUGCACCCUGCAGGCUGGGCAACGGGCAUUUAUCAAAGGUCCCGAUCAGUGA